AUGAUGGCGAAUGAUGAUAGCUGGCUCUACCACGCCAGAGCAUUGGAAGUUAGAAAUGUGAAGGUUGACGGUCGAACCCUUGUCGAGGUGAGGCAUGUAGAGUGGAAUGACGACAGCAACGAGAAUAAGGCUAGUCGAGGAGUUCCAUGUGCUCUGGAGCAAAUGAAAGAGUGCAUUUCCUUCUGUAAUGCUGCGCUGUGGAAGCUCAAGUCACCCGAACUAAUGAUGCGAGUUGAGUAG
Molecule: messenger RNA, 240 nt
Organism: Hydatigera taeniaeformis
Lineage: Eukaryota; Metazoa; Platyhelminthes; Cestoda; Cyclophyllidea; Taeniidae
Source: the annotation of a GenBank genome assembly